This is a messenger RNA of Venustampulla echinocandica, 1032 nucleotides long. RefSeq lists its product as uncharacterized. The coding region runs from base 1 to 1032 and encodes 343 amino acids. The record is from RefSeq and is a predicted model, not a curated record. NCBI's taxonomy places the organism in Eukaryota, Fungi, Ascomycota, Leotiomycetes, Helotiales, Pleuroascaceae. Gene Ontology annotation, biological process: protein polyubiquitination; protein monoubiquitination. Gene Ontology annotation, molecular function: ubiquitin protein ligase activity. The transcript has a single exon.
AUGGAUACGAGUAAUGCGGAAUCGGAUGAUCGUUCCCGAGUCCUUCAAGCAACUCUAGAUGAGAUAUCCUCUCGUACCGAUGAUGCAGCUAUCGAGGACAACUGCUGCGUUAUCUGCCUCGACCGAAUCACCGAAGUCGCCAUAGCCCAACCUUGCCAGCAUGAAAGUUUCGAUUUCCUCUGCUUGAUCAGCUGGUUGCAGGAACGAUCAUCCUGUCCUUUAUGCAAGACUGAAGUCAAAGUCGUUCAUUACGAGUUCAAGGACAAGGACGCUUUGGCAUUCAAAACAUAUACUGUCGCGUCCACGAAGCCCGUCGAACAAUCAACUUCAAACCCUUUAGGGCCACGUCCGUUUGCCCCUCGCUCAAGAAGACCAUAUACCACAAGACGACCGUAUAACAACACCCCACGCCCUCGACCUACUCCUAACGAAGCUAUCCUUCGUCGCCGUCACAUAUAUGCAAACAAUCUCUACUCCCUCCACGUUGGCUCCAACCGGCACUCCCGCUUUCGAAACUUAACACCCCAACUCUUCACUAGCGACGCCGAGCUCCUCUCUCGAGCAAGGAAAUGGAUCCGUCGUGAGCUGCAAGUCUUUGAAUUCCUCACACCCGACGCAGCAGCUUCAUCUUCCGACCGACGAGCCAAUAACGCCGAGUUCCUGCUGGAAUAUAUAAUAGCGAUUCUGAAAACAGUCGAUAUGCAAGGGAGCUGUGGACAGGCGGAGGAUAUGCUGCAGGAGUUUUUGGGCAGAGAGAAUACGAGGUUGUUUCUGCAUGAGUUGAGGGCUUGGCUGAGGAGUCCGUAUACAUCUCUUGAGGAUUGGGAUAGAAAUGUGCAGUACAACGAGGUCGGUGAUGUCAAAGAGGGGGAAAGGUCAGUGGAGCCAGGAAGAGGAUCCAGGGGCACGCACGGUUCGAAUCCUAGAUAUCGAGGUAGUGGGCGGUCUUAUUGUCGCACUUCCCAGCAGUAUGACGAUCGACGGUUUUCUCCUUAUCACCACCGGCACAGGCAGGCAACAUCGGAUGGUUGA